GUGAGAAAUGCAGAUGAAGAUAUUCAAGAGAGAAUAAAAAAGGUAUUUAUUUGCAUUGGAUUAAAUGUGUUACAGACAUGAUCCCGGCAUUAUAAAUCCCACUCAGUGUUUAUAUGAUCCGGCUUCUAUCCCCAAAUGCUGAGAUCCCCACUAGACGGGAUGAGAAAUUCCCAUAUAAACCCUCCAAUCUGCCUAGCUGGGACGCGAAAUCAGAAAUAUAAGGCUAGGCGGGACCUUUCAACCUUUGCCUUCUUAGCAUGCUUGAUAUGAUGUGAAGCAUUUAACUGACUUCAUCUCGGCAUUGUCUUUAGUCGUGUUGACACUAACAGUCUUGGCCUAGCCUUGGCCUGGCUUUGGCCUACAUUUUGACUGUGUAAACAGAUUUUGACCUAGCCUUGGCCUGACCUAGGCAAGGAAAUCUGGGCCUACUACAACCGUUGGACUAGGCUUGUGGAAAUGUAAAUACUUUCGGCCCUGGCCUGGGCCUUAUUUUCAUGGCAAUGUGUGUCCACAGUGUGGGUGUAACCAACACUUUAUGUAAUAUUGAGAGUACAAUAUUAACCAGCCUUCCUCUAACCAUCCUGCUACACUGUAUUUGUUAAUUAGACAGCAAUCUUUUGGAGAAACCCCCUUUGCCCACUCUACUGCUGCAUGCUUUAAGGGAGGUGGGUAGUCCAAUAAUGGCUGACUGCUGCAAUUGUUACUGAAUUUAGAUAAACAAUUUGCUACAGUAUAUAAUUAUUCAAAGUAUUUUCCCCAGGCUAGGGGCUGUACAAUAUUUGUUUUCCAAAAUGUCUGUUAUAUUACACAUUUUAGAAAAGGAACUCAGAAAAAGGAUUCUUCACUUUGUCUUUCACUGAAGAACGAUUACAGUCUCCUACCGCUCUCAACGAAAAAGGAAAUAUAAAUGGUCCUGAGAGAACGGCCAGAAGAAAGAUACAAGAAACCAGUGAAGUAGCAAUGAAAGUCCACGGAGAAACUUCAAGUAAUAUGCAACCUGCUUACUUUGGUCUUUUUGCAACCCUAUCUAAUGGGGCUGCAGCUAGCACACUAACUGAUAUGUUUUACAAAUCACCUACUGUAAUGACAAAAGUUAUUCCUAAUGUUGUAAAUGAAAGGUCAAGGCUUUAG
Paramuricea clavata is the source of this 1131-nucleotide messenger RNA. NCBI's taxonomy places the organism in Eukaryota, Metazoa, Cnidaria, Anthozoa, Malacalcyonacea, Plexauridae. The record is from the annotation of a GenBank genome assembly.